AUGUUGUUCAACGCGUCUCCCAGCAGCUGGAUCAUGUCUUGGAUUUUAGCACUGCAAUUCCUUAUUUCUCUUUCUUUACCUUUCACCCACGCUGCGCCAGUCUCCGACCUCGUACAGCUGUCCGGCUCUGUGGGCCAUGAGACAGCUCCGCUGCCAGCUGCAUCUGACGAGUACGAGAAGUAUCUCAGCAAGCGAAGUCCAGGCGUAACUGGGAACGCAUGGUUCAUACGCACGAGGAGAAACGGCGAUAAAGUUUUUGGGUUUGGUCAAGAUGUCGGCAGCAAAUAUCUCCCUGCUAGACAACUUGGAAGUGUCACAGUGAAGAAUCGGCCACUUGGGAGCGGGUCAUUCGGGACAGUAUCGGAAGGCAUUCUCUUUGAAUUCGACAGAUCGCGACCAAGAGAAAAAGACUUGGAAGACGAGCCUUGUGGUUACGAAAGGUCCAAUGUUGUCGUGAAACGGGGCAAGGCAAAAGACUCAUAUUUUGGCGGAGCGGUGCAGCACCGCCUCGAACCCGGUGGUUACGUUCCCAUAGUAUACAAAGACCUCUGGAUACCAGCCGGCAGGGACUAUCCAGAGGGUGAGUCACUCGUUGUUAUGGAAAGGAUGGGUAAGGAUGCCUUCGCAAUACUGAGUCAGUUUCCGACAGCGUUCGCAAGAAAGGAACCGUGGGCCUUAUCAUUCAGUCGCCUCUAUAUGAUAAAAGAUCUAGUGGAUGGGUUGGAAUAUGCUCACAGCAAUCGCAUCAUUGACAUGGAUGUCAAGCUCGAAAAUCUCAUGCAGCGGAUUCCCACCGCGCGGUCCAGGUCGCAGCGUUUCGCCAUCAUUGACUGGGAUUUCGCCAUAGACCUUAGUAGGGCUCAAAGCUCUUGGCCUAGAAAAGGCACUCCACUCUAUGCGGCUCCAGGUAAGACAAAGAAUCCCAACUGCUGCAGAUGA
Molecule: messenger RNA, 939 nt
Organism: Penicillium riverlandense
Lineage: Eukaryota; Fungi; Ascomycota; Eurotiomycetes; Eurotiales; Aspergillaceae
Product: kinase-like protein
Exons: 1
Coding region: 1-939 (312 amino acids)
Biological process (GO): protein phosphorylation
Molecular function (GO): protein kinase activity; ATP binding
Source: RefSeq, a predicted model, not a curated record